Oikopleura dioica is the source of this 318-nucleotide messenger RNA. Lineage: Eukaryota; Metazoa; Chordata; Appendicularia; Copelata; Oikopleuridae. The record is from the annotation of a GenBank genome assembly.
AUGACGAAUGUGAGGGUAUUCGGUAUUUUGAAAGAGUUGAAAAAAAUUCUAGCGUUUCGGAGCAAUGCCCUUUCAAGUAUCAUGGCUGACAUGUGCGGAUCUGACGUUGAAAAUGCCACCUUACCGAGUAUUUCCGAGGAUUCUAAAGCCGCUCUCAUGAAUGAUUUCACAGACUUGGAAGAAUCAUCCUCGGACGACGGUGGCGAAGAGGAUGAUGAUGAUAACAGCGACGACGAGAACCGAAUCUACAUGUUCCAAGAAGUCAACAACGAGAUAGCUUUGUUUUCAACUACAUUUUCGACAACGCCCCUUUACUAA